UCACGGGGACAGCCAAUGCAAGUGGUGUAUGUGCCAUCGCACCUCUAUCACAUGGUUUUUGAACUUUUCAAGAAUGCAAUGAGAGCCACCAUGGAACAUAAUGCUGAUCGAUGCAUUUAUCCUCCAAUUCAUGUACACGUCACGUUGGCAAAUGAGGAUUUAACUGUGAAGAUGAGUGAUCGUGGUGGAGGUGUUCCUAUGAGGAAAAUUGACAGACUAUUCAACUACAUGUAUUCAACAGCACCACGUCCACGUGUUGAGACAUCACGAGCUACACCUUUGGCUGGAUUUGGUUAUGGCUUACCCAUAUCACGUCUGUAUGCACAGUACUUCCAAGGAGACCUGAAACUAUAUUCCUUAGAAGGCUAUGGUACAGAUGCAGUUAUUUACAUAAAGGCCUUAUCAACAGAAUCAAUUGAGAGACUCCCUGUAUAUAACAAAGCAGCCUGGAAACAUUAUAAAGGAAACCAUGAAGCAGAUGAUUGGUGUGUGCCAAGCAGUGAGCCAAAGGACAUGACCACUUUUCGCAGUACAUAG
Pelecanus crispus (Dalmatian pelican) is the source of this 537-nucleotide messenger RNA. Lineage: Eukaryota; Metazoa; Chordata; Aves; Pelecaniformes; Pelecanidae. The record is from RefSeq and is a predicted model, not a curated record.